Eurypyga helias (sunbittern) is the source of this 1242-nucleotide messenger RNA. RefSeq lists its product as uncharacterized. Lineage: Eukaryota; Metazoa; Chordata; Aves; Eurypygiformes; Eurypygidae. The record is from RefSeq and is a predicted model, not a curated record.
AUGAUGUUGCAGAAGGAGACUAAAAAUAAGACCGGGAAGGGAAAAUCCAUAAUUUGUGCAGUUUUGGGAGCAAGUGUGGCAGCAGCCGUGGAAGAUAGGAGGCAGAAGCUGUGUCAAAAUGAUACCACAAUAGACUUCUUGAACAUGAUAAAUAAACCGUUAAGAGAGCAGUUAAGCGAGACCCAGCAGCUGUUAGAGGAGGAAAGAAACCAGAACGUUUUACUAAAAGAAGCAUUGAGAGAAGAAUUGUGGAAAGAGAGUGACUCAUGUGGAGAGGUGGAAUCAAAGUUAGAAGAGAGAGGCAUUAGGCAAAUUUAUCCCCAGGGGGACUUGGAGAGAGCAAAAGCAACAGUAGAUAGUCUUCCUCAUAUAUAUCACCAUAUGUAUCCCCUGGUCAAAACUGAGGAUUUAUAUGAGGUUGAUAACGAUGAUCACCCCCAAGUUAUAACUAAAGAGGUUCUGUUUACAGCGACUGAGUUAGCAAAAUUAAGGAAAGAUUCUGCAAGUAAUCCAAAGGAAUCAGAAACAGAGUAUGUCUGGAGAAUAUCAUUAUCAGGGGGAGAUGGAAUCCUGUUGUCAGAAAAGGAAGCAGAAGGAUAUUGGGCUCCAGGUGUGUUUCUAACAACCAACAAUUAUCAUGCCCCAUGGUCAUUGAUGCAGAGGACAGCAUAUUGGGCUGGGGGGCUGAACCCUUUGGAGGGGGGAGACCUAGCAAUGACAGGUACAGUGGAUCAACUGGUAGAAAGUGUGCAAAAGGUAGCUUGUUUGCAGAUGACGUACGAUAGGGAGCUCAAACCUAACCAGAGCUCCCCAGUGAUGAUGCCUGUGGAUCUGGAACGGACGACUUCUCUAAUUCAAGAACUUCCUGAUUCUCUAAAGCCCAUUGGGAUCCAGCUGCAGGGGAAGAUACAAAAUACCCCUGUAGCAGACAGAGUUACAGCCUCCCUCGAGGGGGUAACGGCCCCCAGUCACCAGUGGUCAGGGAGAAAAGUGUGGACGUGGGGAGAAGUAGCCCAAGAACUAAUUAAUUUUGGGAGAAAAUAUGGUCCUCUUGGUGGAUCCUGGCAAAGACCCAAAACCAAAACUGUAUGGGCCGCAGGAAAAGGAGAGAAGCGAUUGGCGCUGGUUAAGAGAAGUCAGGAUUUAAAAUCAGUCCGAUUUACUGAUCCUGGGAGGGGAAGACCCCGAGGCUCCAAGAAUGGUGGCAACUGGGACUCCAGAGAGGCAUUCCCUGAGAUCUAA